AUGCGACUUUUCACAAUCAGUCGUCGUGCUGGUCUAGGCCGGCUUUCACUUCGCUGGAAUGGAAUUCCUCGUCGUCACUUGACUAUGCUACACCCACCCAGGUUCAUUAAUGAAAAACCGCUUGAUUAUGGAAAGAACUCCCCCGAAAGGGCCGAGCUCACCAAAGCCAUCGAAAAGCUGAAACGAGAACUCCCUCUUACGAUCCCAAUUCAGAUUAAUGGAGCAGAGGUUCAAACAAAACAAUCAAAACUCCAAGUCAACCCCUCCAAACACAGUGAGAUAGUCGCCAACUAUGCUUCCGCGAGUGAAGAUCAAGUCGAUGCUGCCAUAGACGCCGCCCUCAAAGCCAAGCCCGCAUGGGAGGCUAUGCCCUUCGAAGACCGCGCCGCAAUCUUUCUACGAGCCUCGGAGCUCGUGACUGGGAAAUACCGCGCGGAGAUCGUCGCUGCUACAAUGCUCGGACAAGGCAAAAACAUCUGGCAGGCAGAGAUCGAUGCGGCAGCAGAGACGGCGGAUUUCUUCCGCCACUACAUCCACGAGGCCUGGGCGCUCUUCUCCCAGCAGCCAAAAAUACAAACGGAAGGAGUCUGGAACAAAAUGGUAUAUCGCCCCUUGGAAGGCUUUACAUAUGCCAUUGCUCCGUUCAAUUUCACUGCGUUGGGAGCGACCCUGAUUGGACCAGCCGCACUACUCGGAAAUGUCGUUAUCUGGAAGCCAUCCGACUUCGCACUACAUGCUAGCUGGCUGCUUCACAAGAUUCUGCUUGAAGCGGGCUUACCGAAGGACGUAAUUCAGUUCCUCCCUGGUGACGCUGAGGAGGUCACCAAUGUCAUCUUGAAAAGACCUGAGUUCAGUGCGUUGACUUUCAUUGGAUCAACGGCUACUUUCAAAGGAAUUCAAAAGAAGAUCGGGGAUGGUAUCGGGCAGGACAUCUACAAUUCCUACCCUCGUGUUGUUGGUGAGACCGGCGGCAAGAACUGGGGAAUUGUUCACCAUUCAGCAGAUGUGAGGAGCGCCGCACUAAACACCAUUCGCGCUGCCUUUGAGUAUCAAGGACAGAAGUGCUCGGCCAACUCUCGUGUUUACGUGGCGGAGUCUGUCUGGCCUGAAUUCAAAAAAGUUUUAAUUGAGCAGACGGAAGCUUUGAAGAUUGGCCCCGUGGAAGAUUACAGUAACUUUAUCAACCCAGUUAUCCACGAGAGGUCCUUUGAUAAGCUCCAGAAGGUGAUUGAGGAUGCAAAGACCGACUCAGAACUUGAGUUGAUUUUGGGUGGCAAGGCAUCCAAGGACGAGGGGUACUACGUGCACCCCACUGUGUAUCGGACGUCCAAUCCACAUCACGAGAUUAUGUCCAAGGAACUGUUUGGACCGAUCUUGUGCAUUUAUGUGUAUCCUGAUGCUGAGUGGGAGCAGACAUUAAAGCUGGUGGAUACUACAUCCCGUUAUGCUCUGACUGGAAGCAUUUUUGCAAAGGAUCCUUAUGCAAGCCGCCAGGGACAGACGGCAUUGAGACACGCCGCGGGUAUGUUGUAUCUCAACACAAAGUGCACCGGAGCUACGGUGGCACAGCAGCCAUUUGGUGGUAGUCGUGACUCGGGAACCAACGACAAGACUGGUACUAUGGCACACUUACAGAGAUUUGUGAGCACACAGACAAUAAAAGAGGAGUUUGUUCCGCUGGAGAAGGUUGGAUAUCCUUCCAAUGAGGUUUGA
Molecule: messenger RNA, 1713 nt
Organism: Penicillium odoratum
Lineage: Eukaryota; Fungi; Ascomycota; Eurotiomycetes; Eurotiales; Aspergillaceae
Product: L-glutamate gamma-semialdehyde dehydrogenase
Exons: 3
Coding region: 1-1713 (570 amino acids)
Cellular component (GO): mitochondrial matrix
Molecular function (GO): L-glutamate gamma-semialdehyde dehydrogenase (NAD+) activity
Source: RefSeq, a predicted model, not a curated record